This is a messenger RNA of Ostrinia furnacalis (Asian corn borer), 214 nucleotides long. RefSeq names its product vacuole membrane protein 1-like. The transcript has 2 exons. The record is from RefSeq and is a predicted model, not a curated record. NCBI's taxonomy places the organism in Eukaryota, Metazoa, Arthropoda, Insecta, Lepidoptera, Crambidae. The annotation marks the transcript as partial.
GAACAAAUCAAUUCCAAUGGACAGCGACAGCUUAGUACUGUGGCGGCGGCCCUUCACCACCCUCGAGUACUUCUUUAGAGAACUUCUAAUACUGAUCAGCACUGGACUGCAACGGUUAUUAGCGUAUAGACUACUGGCGUUAUCAACCAUUGUGCUAGCAGCCAGUACAGUUGUGUCUUACUACAUUAGUGGGCCACACCAGGCUUACGUACAU